Molecule: messenger RNA, 1977 nt
Organism: Diospyros lotus (date-plum)
Lineage: Eukaryota; Viridiplantae; Streptophyta; Magnoliopsida; Ericales; Ebenaceae
Product: phospho-2-dehydro-3-deoxyheptonate aldolase 1, chloroplastic-like
Exons: 5
Coding region: 125-1753 (542 amino acids)
Biological process (GO): aromatic amino acid biosynthetic process
Molecular function (GO): 3-deoxy-7-phosphoheptulonate synthase activity
Source: RefSeq, a predicted model, not a curated record
UUUCUCACCUACACUAAAUUUCGCUAUAAAUUCUCUUCCAUUGCGUCUCAUCUUCCUUCAGGCACCUUCCUCCAAUCCCUAGCCAUUAAGGACAGAGCCAAUCUCUCUCUCUCUCUGGAAAACAAUGGCUUUGAGGAGCUGUAGUUCUCUUCUUCCCACUAAAGUAUUGGUGCAGCCCCUAUCUGGUUCCCAUACACACGAAUCAUCUCUCUCCACCAAUGCCAAAUCCAUCAGAUCCAUCAAACCCAUCUCCGCCGUCCACGCGGCUGAGCCCUCCAAGAAUCCCAUUGUCCCCGACAAGCCGCCCAAGCCCACCACCACCUCCGCCGCCGUUGCCGCGGUUUCCCAGCCGGCGACGAAGCCGGACGCCGCUCCGAAGACGUGGAGCGUCGAGAGCUGGAAGACCAAGAAGGCGCUGCAGCUUCCCGAGUACCCGGAUCCGGAAGAGCUCGAGGCGGUGCUCCGGACCCUGGAGGCGUUCCCCCCAAUCGUGUUUGCCGGCGAGGCCAGGAGCCUCGAGGAACGCCUCGCCGAGGCUGCCAUGGGCAAUGCGUUUCUGCUGCAAGGGGGCGAUUGCGCCGAGAGCUUCAAGGAGUUCCAUGCCAACAACAUUCGUGAUACCUUCAGGAUCCUCCUCCAGAUGGGCGCCGUGCUGAUGUUCGGUGGGCAAAUGCCUGUCAUCAAGGUGGGAAGAAUGGCGGGCCAGUUUGCAAAGCCUAGGUCGGAGCCGUUUGAGGAGAAGAACGGCGUGAAAUUGCCGAGUUACAGGGGGGACAAUGUCAAUGGAGAUGCGUUCGAUACCAAAUCGAGGACUCCAGAUCCACAGAGGAUGAUAAGAGCCUAUUGUCAAUCUGCGGCAACUUUGAAUCUCUUGAGGGCUUUCGCCACUGGAGGCUAUGCUGCAAUGCAGAGGGUCACCCAGUGGAAUCUCGAUUUCACAGAGCACAGCGAACAGGGAGACAGGUACUACGAACUAGCUCACCGUGUUGAUGAGGCCCUUGGAUUCAUGGCUGCCGCUGGACUUACAUUUGAUCAUCCUAUCAUGACAACCACCGAAUUUUGGACUUCACACGAGUGCCUUCUCUUACCUUAUGAGCAAUCACUGACUCGGAUGGAUUCCACUUCUGGCUUGUACUAUGAUUGUUCUGCACAUUUCCUUUGGGUUGGUGAACGAACUCGGCAGUUGGAUGGCGCUCAUGUGGAGUUUCUGAGAGGAGUUGCUAAUCCCCUUGGAAUUAAGGUGAGUGACAAAAUGGUUCCAAAUGAGCUGGUUAAGCUCAUUGAGAUUUUGAAUCCUCAGAAUAAACCAGGGAGAAUUACGAUUAUCACAAGAAUGGGAGCAGAGAACAUGAGAGUAAAGCUUCCUCAUUUAAUUAGAGCAGUUCGUCGGGCAGGGCAAAUUGUAACAUGGGUUAGUGACCCUAUGCAUGGGAACACCAUCAAGGCUCCUUGUGGUCUCAAAACUCGGCCAUUCGAUGCUAUCAGGGCGGAAGUGAGAGCCUUUUUCGAUGUACACGAGCAAGAAGGGAGUCAUCCGGGGGGAGUUCAUCUGGAGAUGACGGGCCAAAAUGUAACAGAAUGCAUCGGUGGGUCGAGAACUGUUACAUUCGACGAUCUGGGUUCACGAUACCACACCCACUGCGACCCUAGGCUCAAUGCUUCUCAAUCGCUGGAGCUUGCGUUCAUCAUUGCAGAGCGCCUAAGAAAGAGGCGGCUUGGAUCACAACGCCCUUCGGCAUCUGUUGGGCUAUAGAGUACAUGGAGUGGCUUCAAGGCCCCUGCAUGGUGUUGUUUUGUUGUUUUAAUUACCUGGAUGGUUGGAUGUAUUGCAGUGUCAUGUUUUUUGGAGGUUCUUCUUCUCCUAGUUUAAAUGUUUGUUGUGCCAUGUAUGUGUAUACCUGAAGAAAGUAAUGGUUCGAGAAGAGAUGAAAUAAAAGCAAAAUGUCAUGGCUACUGGCUGCGUGGUUUCUCUAUUCA